UCUCCUGCUGUCCCCGAGAUCCCUCCUCUGCCCCAGGAUGGCGGCCGGCCUGCAGGGCUGGCUGCUCUGGGCCCUGCUCCUGUGCUCCGCCCGGGGCGAGCUGUACACACCCAUUCACAAGCCCGGCUACUGCACCUCCUACGAGGAGUGUGGGAGUAACCCAGAGCUGUCCGGGGGCCUCACGUCGCUGUCCAACGUGUCCUGCCUGUCCAACACCCCAGCCCGCCUCCUCACAGGCGACCACCUGGCCCUGCUGCAGCGCAUCUGUCCUCGCCUCUAUGCCGGCCCCAAUACCACCUACGCUUGCUGCUCCACCAAGCAGCUGGUGUCACUGGAGAUGAGCAUGACCAUUACCAAGGCUCUCCUCACCCGCUGCCCGGCCUGCUCUGACAACUUUGUCAGCCUGCACUGCCAGAACACCUGCAGCCCCAACCAGAGCCUCUUCAUCAACGUCACCCGCGUGGUCCCCCGGGAAGCCAGCAAGCCCCCUGCCGUGGUGGCCUACGAGGCUUUCUACCAGCGCAGCUUCGCAGAGGCGGCCUAUGAGUCCUGCAGCCAGGUGCGCAUCCCUGCAGCCGCCUCGCUGGCUGUGGGCACCAUGUGUGGUGUGUAUGGCUCUGCCCUUUGCAAUGCCGAGCGCUGGCUCAACUUCCAGGGAGACACGGGGAAUGGCCUGGCCCCCCUGGAGAUCACCUUCCACCUCUGUGAGCCCGGCCAGGCCCUGCGCGAUGGCAUGCAGCCUCUGGAUGCGAUGAUCGUGGGCUGUAAUGAGACCCAGGGCAACGGUACGGCGGCCUGCUCCUGCCAGGACUGUGCUGCCUCCUGCCCCACCAUCCCUCCGCCCUCCAGCCUGCGUCCCUUCUUCUACAUGGGCCACUUGCCUGGCUGGGUGGUCCUCAUCGUCAUCUUCUGCUCCGUCUUCGUGCUGCUCAUUGCCAUCCUUGCCCGUCUCCGAGCAAUUUCCGAGAGGAGGGCCAGGACCCAGGGCCCCCCAGGGGCCCCCAGCCCUCCGAAGAAACGUAGCUGCUCCCCACACACCGUCCUUGGCCGGUUUUUCGAGAGCUGGGGAAGAACGGUGGCCUCGUGGCCACUGACUGUCCUGACAUUGUCCCUCAUGGUAGCUCUGGGCUUGGCGUCGGGCCUGACAUUUGUGAAACUCACCACAGACCCCGUGGACCUGUGGUCGGCCCCCAAAAGCCAAGCCCGGCAGGAGAAGGAGUUCCACGACCAGCAUUUUGGCCCCUUCUUCCGAACCAACCAGGCUUUCCUGACGGCAACAAACCGGUCCAGCUACAAGUACAACUCCCUGUUGCUGGGGCCCAAGAACUUCAGUGGGAUCCUGAGCCUGGACCUGGUGCUGGAGGUGCUGGAAUUGCAGGAGAGGCUGCGGCAUCUGCAGGUGUGGUCGCCCAAGGCACAGCGCAACAUCUCCCUGCCUGACGUCUGCUAUGCGCCCCUCAACCCCCACAAUGCCAGCCUCUCUGACUGCUGUGUCAACAGCCUCCUGCAGUACUUCCAGAACAACCGCACGCUCCUGCUGCUUGUCGCCAACCAGACGCUGCUGGGCCAGACCGCCGAGGUGGACUGGAGGGAUCACUUUCUCUACUGCUCCAAUGCCCCCCUCACCUUCAAAGAUGGCACAGCCCUGGGCCUGAGCUGCAUGGCUGACUACGGGGCCCCUGUCUUCCCUUUCCUCGCUAUGGGUGGGUACCAAGGGGAGGAGUACUCAGAGGCGGAGGCCCUCAUCAUGACCUUCUCCCUCAACAACUACCCCGCGGACGACCCCCGGCUGGCUCAAGCCAAGCUCUGGGAGGAGGCGUUCGUGCAGGAGCUGAAAGCCUUCCAGCAGAGGAUGGCCGGCACGUUCCAGGUCGCCUUCAUGGCUGAGCGCUCUCUGGAGGAUGAGAUCAACCGAACGACACUCACGGACCUGCCUGUCUUUGCCGUCAGCUACAUUGUCAUCUUCUUGUACAUCUUCCUGGCCCUGGGCAGCUACUCUAGAUGCGAACUAGUGCCGGUGGAGUGCAAGGCCACGCUUGGCCUGGGAGGGGUGGCCGUGGUGCUGGGAUCAGUUGUGGCUGCCAUGGGCUUCUACUCCUACCUGGGCGUCCCCUCCUCCCUGGUCAUCUUCCAAGUGGUGCCCUUCCUGGUGCUGGCGGUGGGUGCCGACAACAUCUUCAUCUUUGUCCUCGAGUACCAGAGGCUGCCGCGGAGGCCUGGGGAGGGGCGAGAGGCCCACAUCGGCAGAGCCCUGGGCAGCGUGGGCCCCAGCAUGCUGUUGUGCAGCCUCUCAGAGACCAUCUGCUUCUUCCUGGGGGCCCUGACGCCCAUGCCAGCCGUGCGGACCUUCGCCCUGACCUCUGGCCUGGCGGUCUUCCUCAACUUCCUGCUGCAGAUGACUGCCUUCGUGGCCCUGCUCUCCCUGGACAGCAAGAGGCAAGAGGCCCUCCGCCCCGACAUCUUCUGCUGCCUUGCCCCCCGGAAGGUGGCCCCAUCUGACCAAAAGGAGGGCCUCCUGCUCAGCUUCUUCCGCAAGAGAUACAUACCCUUCCUGCUGCAUGGCUUCAUCCGCCCUGUCGUGCUGCUGCUGUUCCUGGCCCUGUUUGCGGGGAGCCUCUACUGCAUGAGUCACCUCGUCGUGGGGCUGGACCAGGAGCUGGCACUGCCCAAGGACUCCUACCUGCUCGACUACUUCCUUUUUCUGAACCGCUACUUUGAGGUGGGGCCCCCAGUGUACUUUGUCACCACCUCAGGCUACAACUUCUCCAGCGAGGCUGGCAUGAAUGGCAUCUGCUCCAGCGCAGGCUGUGACCCCUUCUCUAUGACCCAGAAGAUCCAGUAUGCCACCAGGUUCCCUGACCAGUCCUACCUGGCCAUCCCUGCUUCCUCCUGGGUGGACGAUUUCAUCGAUUGGCUGACCCCAUCCUCCUGCUGCCGCCUUUAUACCUCGGGUCCCCAUAAGGAUGAGUUCUGUCCCUCAACGGAGAGUGCCUUUCGGUGCUUAAAGAACUGCAUGAGCUUCACAACUGGCCCUUUACGGCCCACGGUGGAGGAAUUCCACAAGUAUCUUCCCAUUUUCCUGACUGAUCUGCCCAAUAUCAACUGCCCCAAAGGUGGCAUGGCAGCCUAUGGGACCUCCGUGAACCUGAGCGCAGAUGGACAGGUUAUAGCCUCCCAGUUCAUGGCCUACCACAAGCCCCUGAAGAACUCGCAGGACUUCACAGAGGCCCUGCUGGCCAUGCGCGUGCUGGCGAACAACAUCACAGCUGAGCUUCGGAAGGUGCCGGGGACAGACCCGGCCUUCAAGGUCUUCCCCUACACGUUAACCAACGUGUUCUACCAGCAGUACCUGACUGUGCUGCCCGAGGGCGUCUUCACGCUGGCACUCUGCUUCCUGCCCACCUUCGUGGUCUGCUACUUCCUGCUGGGCCUGGACAUCCGCUCUGGCCUCCUCAACCUUCUCGUCAUCAUCAUGAUCCUCGUGGACACCAUCGGCCUCAUGGCCAUGUGGGGCAUCAGUUACAAUGCUGUGUCCCUCAUCAACCUGGUAGCGGCGGUGGGCAUGUCUGUGGAGUUCGUGUCCCACAUCACCCGCUCCUUUGCCAUCAGCACCAAGCCCAGCCGCCUGGAGAGGGCCAGGGAGGCCACCAUCUCCAUGGGCAGUGCGGUAUUCGCUGGGGUGGCCAUGACCAACCUGCCGGGCAUCCUCGUCCUGGGCCUGGCCCAGGCCCAGCUCAUCCAGAUCUUCUUCUUCCGCCUCAACUUCCUAAUCACCAUGGUGGGUCUGGUGCAUGGCCUGAUCUUCCUGCCUGUCAUCCUCAGCUACCUGGGACCUGAUGUCAACCCUGCUCUGGUGCUGGAGCAAGAGCGAGUGCAGGGAGCGGCAACAGCCCCGAAGGCCUCCUGCCCCAAGUAGCCCCUUCCUCUCAGUGCCACCACCGCCUACACCUAUGUCAACCAUGGCUUCAGUGGCCCGACCAUGGCAGCUGGGGCCUACAGCAGCCCUGUGCCCAGGAGUGGGUGGGAGCACCUGGCACCGUGGCUCUGACGGAGGGCCACCAGGGUCUCCCCUGGGCUCAGCCCUUUGCCCACCCCUCCUCAGGGCUCAGGAGACACUGUUCCAGGAAGGUGGCUAUUGCUCUGGCCAUGAGCUGUCCAGCAGCACCAUGAUGGCUCCUUUGUGUCCUUCAGGCCUUGGCCAGCUGAGAUGGCCUUUUCCUUCUGGACCCAAGUCUCGGAGCCUCUGGGCAGAUAUACUCCAUGUUUAUCCUGGGCUUGGACUUUCUCACGGAUGCCCGCUUCUCACCCAGUUCUUGCUUCUUUCAAGUCUCCCGUCAAAAAAAUCUCCUUUCUUGAACCAGACGUGGUGGUAGAUCCCUGUAUCCCAGCACUCAAGAGGCUGAGGCAGGAGGAUCACCACCACGAAUUCCAGGCCAGUCUGGAUGACCUGAGAGCUUAUCUCAACAAAACAACAACAACAAAGUCUUCAUUUUCUGCCACUCACCAGUGUGCCCAACCACAGAGUGACCUUAUCCUGGGCUGCAGGAGACCAGGGAGAGGCAAAGGGGUCCCUGCAGAUCCACCACCCAGGGUUCUUUCUGGGAGGGAAGGGCUCGAUCACUGGUUCACUCCAUGUGGAAAAUGGAAUUUGGUUUGGGCGCUAGUUCCAGCCACCGGUAAGGCUGUGCUGAAAGUCAUGGCCACUGUGUGUCUGAAGGCUGGGAGUUUUGGAGGCUGGGCAGGUCCUCCUACUUCAGAGGUCCUCCUUCACCUCAAGCCACCCGACUUGGGCCCCUAUGCAGAACUUCUGGGCAUUACUGGUUGUGUGUGUUGGCAUUUGGCUGUAAUCCCAGCACUCAGUAGGCUGAGGCAGGAGGAUCGCUGUGAGUUCAAGGCCAGCCUUGGCUACACAGUGAGUUGAAGGCCAGUCUGAACUGCACACCGAGACCCUGUCUCAAGAAAGAAAAACAAAGCAAAACAAAGAAAUACACAUAAAAAACAAAACCUUGGAGCAACUCGGUCUGUGCAAAGUACAUGAUGCUUAAUAAACAUUUCAC
Molecule: messenger RNA, 5057 nt
Organism: Heterocephalus glaber (naked mole-rat)
Lineage: Eukaryota; Metazoa; Chordata; Mammalia; Rodentia; Bathyergidae
Gene: Npc1l1
Product: NPC1 like intracellular cholesterol transporter 1
Biological process (GO): cholesterol homeostasis; sterol transport; intestinal cholesterol absorption
Cellular component (GO): plasma membrane
Molecular function (GO): cholesterol binding; lipid carrier activity
Source: RefSeq, a predicted model, not a curated record